GCAGCGGCCACGCGGCGUAUGUGUUACAUUUGGCGUUCUCUAUUUGCCCGUUUUUGUUGUCGCACAAUUCGCGUUUAUUGGAUUUUGGCGCAAGUAGCAAAAAGCCGGUUAAAGUGUUAAGAGCAUGUGCUGCUGUGUUGGCGUCUUGUUGUGAGUGUGUGCUGAGGUAGAAGAAAUACACUAAGCUACAGCAUUCCACCAAAAAAAAAAAAAAAAGAAAGGAAAAAAAGAGAAUAAUAUAAAGAAGAAAAACAAAGCACAAGAAAUUCCAAGAAAAUUAACUUGGCUCAUUCUUGAACUGUUUCUGCGAUUGUUGUCGUGCUCGCAACUAGGUUAAUUGAUGUGUGUGUGAGUGUGAGUGUGUGUGUGUGUGUGUGUGUUUGAGUACAUCCAUACGAAUUAUAACAAACCAAAUACUAUACAAAUACAAUAAAGUACAGCGUGUGGCACAAGCCCUAAUAAACGUGCAACAAUGGCCUGCGCGCGAGCACGAGGCACGCGAUGAAUGCAACAAGGACGCGGACUGCAAUACUUAGAGUCAAGCCAACAGAAAACUAAGACAACACCUUAGCUGGCAGGCAAGUAGUCACCUAGUCGCCGAGUCGCCGAGUCACCGUAUCUUCGAGUCAGCCUUGGAGCAGCCAAUGCAACCAACACAGACACAAAAUGCUGAUACUGCUGCCAUUGCUGAGUAUAUUUGGUAAUAGUCUCAUUGCUGGAGUCGGGGCGAAUCUGAGCUUGGGCUUUAAGGUCAUCAGACUGCCAAGGCAUAUAAAUCCCGCCAAUUGCAGCGUUGGGAACACGACAUUCGCACAUGGAGCUACGUUUAAAUUGGAUUGCAAGACCCAAUGCGUUUGCGAGAAUGGCCGCCAUGCCUGCUCCACACUGUGCCCCAACGAGCAGCUGCCGGCGCCGGAGGAUACGAUUUCAUGCAGAUCGCCGCGUCUCGUCGAGGUGCCCGGCCACUGUUGCAAAAUGUGGCUCUGUGAGAAUCCAACAGCUGAUGUCUAUGCCACCUGCCACAACAGCAGCACCAGCGGCAACUGGACCGCCUGCAGUCGUGCAUGUGGCCUGGGCAUGGCCACAAGACAGACGAGCACCCAUGCCGGCUGCCAUCAAUUGAGCAAUUUACGGCUUUGCGAGAAUCGCAGAUGUGCCCAGGACAAUAAGACGACGAAGAGCAACAGCCACAGUAGGCUAUUAACCGCUGAGCGCCAGCAGAACUUGGCCAGCAGCCAGCUGCAUCAGCAGCAUCAGCAGCAUCAUCAGCAGCGGGAGCGGGCCGGAGUACGUCAGAGAAACGGGCAUGGGAAGAGCAAUGGGUAUGGGCAUGGGAAUGGGCUGGAUAUGCAACAGGAGCCCGCACAUAGAAUAAGAAAGGGUCACGAGUGCCGCAGCUUACAGCGCCUGGGCCCGGCCAGAAUUCGACUGGGCGAGUGCGUGUCCCGCAAACUUUAUCGACCGAAACUGUGCGGCAGCUGCCACAGGGGCACCAAAUGCUGCAUUCCGGCUGUUUCCACAACAAUACAGGUCGAGCUGCUGUGCCCCUUAAAUGCCGUUGAUCCAAUUAACUACGUACAAAAGCGAAUACAACAGCAGCACAGGCAACAGGACGAAGCAGCUGAGGCGAGCUCUGAAGGUGAGAGCUGGCAGUCGGCAGGCCAGUUAUGGGACACCAUUGCCUUGGAGCCCAUCGAUCAGGAAUUUCUGCAAUCGCAUCAAAUACAAAUCGAGAAUAAAUUCGUUGCCAUCGAAUGGAUACUGAAAUGUGAAUGCAGCAAGAAUUAUUGCAGUGCUGACAUGGGUGAGAGCAAAAACAGAAACAUUGCCACGAAUACCACCAAACAUGGUUACCACAACUACAACAACAACAACAACAAGAAGAAGAAGCAUGCACAGCAACAAAAACAACAUUACCACGAAACUAAUGACCUACAAAAUGAGUUGAACCCAAAACACGAUGCGCUAGAGGAUGUUGCAGGAUAUGAAGCCGAGGAGCAGGAGCAGGAGCGACAUGUGGCCAACGAUGAGGCAGGGCUUGUCGCUGACAAUGUGAACAGUAAAGUUAGCAACGAGGAGACCUCCACAUCGGAACAACAGCCCGAUAUUAUACCCUAUCCGCUGAGCGUGGGCGAGACCAGCUGGAAAAGCGAAAAACUACGCAGACAGCAACAACAGCAACAACAACAACAACAACUACAACAAGAGCGUUGGAUUCGCACAUAGCGUAAAAUGAGACUUGAACAUUUCCCAAGCAAGCGUUGAAAAUUGAUCAGUUGAGCGUUAGAACUUAAGAUUUGUACAGCAUAGCGAUAUAAAUGUAUUUUGAAUUAUUGGAAAAUUGAGAUUAAGCUUGUAAAAAAAUAACAAAAAAACUAAAAUAGUUGCUUGGGAAAUGGUUUAGGAUUUGAGCUAAAUGAGCACUAAGUGUAAGUAUGUGGAUAAUUAUCAGAUGGGGAAAAAAACCAGAAAGACAAAAUAUGAAAUACCUAACAACAGACAGGCAGGCAAACACUACGAUUCUGUAUUUUGUAAUCUUUGAGAGGUAAAUAAAUGAAUAAAUAAAUCUUAAAAUACGGCAUUAAUAUGUAUUUUUGCGAGCACAUAUUCAGAAAAAUUGCUUACAAUAAAAUUACAAAUCUAUCAAAAUUGCAAUUAACUAUAAAUGUUGGCAAAGCUAUGUGAAAAACUGCCCGAAAGAAUAAUCUAAUUUUAAUAUAUAGAUGUACAAUAAAUGGCUUGCUUUUCGGGUGUAUCCAAGCGUUAUUUGAUCGAAUGAAAACAAAAAAAAAAACAAAACUAAACAAAAUAAAACUGAAGAGUUACAUUGUAUGUUUCAAAUAUAAUUGUGCUAUAUACUCGCUUAUAUCCAGAUGCUUAUGUAAGUGUAUUAAAGACUCUGCUUGAAAAAAAAAACACAUCAGUUAAAUUUACCAAGUAUUAAACAGUUGAAAUAGAGUAUAUAUAUGCGAACAUUGGGGUAACAAUAUUUGAUCCCACUGUGCUUAACUUAAAAGCCUAAUUGCUCUCCAAAACAUAUCCCAACAAAUAUAUCUCAACCGUGUGCUAUAAUUUUUUGGUAAAUUGAAAAUUGAAAAACAAAGAAAAAUUUAAAUAAAAAAAAAACACCAAAGCUUGUGCAUACUCAUAACCCAUAUCAAUUGUAUCGAUGUAAGUUAAUUACUAACUACAGAA
This is a messenger RNA of Drosophila novamexicana, 3195 nucleotides long. RefSeq lists its product as uncharacterized. Gene Ontology annotation, molecular function: heparin binding; integrin binding. Gene Ontology annotation, cellular component: extracellular matrix. The transcript is spliced from 10 exons. NCBI's taxonomy places the organism in Eukaryota, Metazoa, Arthropoda, Insecta, Diptera, Drosophilidae. The coding region runs from base 667 to 2226 and encodes 519 amino acids. The record is from RefSeq and is a predicted model, not a curated record. Gene Ontology annotation, biological process: signal transduction; cell adhesion.